AUGUCCUCCUCGCUAGACGAAAACACCGAGAAAGCGAAUACAACACCCUCCCAUCUCGACCCAUCCACAUACCCACGCACCGCGCACCUCCCCGCGGAAAACAUCUAUCUCGAACUAACCUACACCCCGCUCAACCCAACCACACUCCUCACUCAAACGUCCUCGCCAGCAGCGGGAGCCAACGUCCUGUUUCUCGGCACAACGCGCAACACAUUCGACGACCGAGCGGUUGCUCAACUCAGCUACACGGCGUAUGCCCCGCUGGCCCUAAAAACACUCACGCAGAUCGCGCGCGCCGCGAGGGAGAAACAUGCGCUUGUGGGCGUGAGCAUUGCGCAUAGACUUGGUGUUGUGCCUGUCGGAGAGGCGAGUAUUGCGAUUGCCGUGAGUGCGGCGCAUAGGGGUCCUGCGUGGAGGGCUGGUGAGGAGGUGCUCGAGGUGUGCAAGGAGAAGCUGGAAGUGUGGAAGAGAGAGGAGUUUGUGGGCGAGAGCGCCGAGGAAGGGGCGUGGAGGGCGAAUAGAGAUAGAGAUCGGGAGGGGAAUUUUCUAUAA
Molecule: messenger RNA, 552 nt
Organism: Talaromyces rugulosus
Lineage: Eukaryota; Fungi; Ascomycota; Eurotiomycetes; Eurotiales; Trichocomaceae
Exons: 1
Coding region: 1-552 (183 amino acids)
Biological process (GO): Mo-molybdopterin cofactor biosynthetic process
Cellular component (GO): cytosol
Molecular function (GO): molybdopterin synthase activity
Source: RefSeq, a predicted model, not a curated record